AUGUCUGCACUGGAAACUUCUUACGUGACAAUUGAUGUUUUCACCAACAAGAGGUUUAAGGGCAACCAGCUCGCCGUUGUCGACGAUACCAACACAGACCUCACAUCACAGCAGAUGCAAGAGAUUGCGCGCGAAUUUAACUUCUCUGAAACCAUUUUCAUAUGCCAGCCACAGACAGAUGGGAUGCCCCAGAUCCGGAUCUUUACCCCUGUCAACGAGAUGGAGUUUGCUGGGCACCCCGUCAUUGGAGGCGGCCAUGUUCUUUUUCGUCAGUUUCUUACUGGGGCCUCCGCGGACCCAAUAACUCAAAGUACCAUGAAUGUCAAGACAAACGCGGGAACUGUAUGUCUCAAGUAUGAUUCGGAGCGACAAACAGUUACUGCCCAGGUUCCACACAACGUACAUCUUCACGAAACGCCAGCGCCUAAGGAAAACAUCGCUCGUACCCAGCCUAGUUUGACUUGGAAUGAUAUUCAAGACUCACACCCAACUAUAUCUAUCGUUCAGGGGGUCACAUAUGUUCUCGUCAAUCUUACAAACCAACCCGACAAUUUCACCGCCAUACAACCUGGCCCCUCUCCUGUUGUGCCUUUGGAUGAUCAGUGGGCGCCUUCAUUCGUCGGUGUCAUGUAUUAUCGCAUUCUAAACGAACAAAAUGAGGACGGCCGGAAGGUGUUUGAUCUUCGUGUGCGCAUGAUAGCUAUCAAUCUCGAAGAUCCUGCUUGCGGAAGCGGUGGCUGUUCCCUAGCCGCGUAUCUCGCACUACAAGACGGAAGUGCAAGUGGGAAAUAUCGAUUUUUCCUAGAUCAAGGUUCCGAAAUUGGAAGAGACAGCAAUAUCAUUGUAGAUAUUUUGUUGAACGAUUGUGGAGAUGGGAUACUGUCGGUACUGUUGUCUGGGCAAGCAGCACCUGUCACUCGGGGUCGACUUUUACUACCAACUAACUAG
Messenger RNA from Fusarium venenatum, 948 nucleotides. Its product is annotated as phenazine biosynthesis-like protein. NCBI's taxonomy places the organism in Eukaryota, Fungi, Ascomycota, Sordariomycetes, Hypocreales, Nectriaceae. Gene Ontology annotation, cellular component: cytoplasm. Gene Ontology annotation, molecular function: isomerase activity. Gene Ontology annotation, biological process: biosynthetic process. The record is from RefSeq and is a predicted model, not a curated record.